CUUCCUCUGGAGCUAUCAAGUGAUGCUGUUUGGAAAAAUUUCCCAGCAGUUGUGUGGCUUAAAGAAACCCCCACGGUCAUGUGACUACAGAAACUUUUGGGGCUGGUUGAAUGCAGUGUUUAAUAAAGUAGAUUAUGAACGCAUCAAGGACGUGGGACCUGAUAGGGCAGCAUCUGAGUGGCUGCUACGCUGUGGGGCCACGGUGCGCUACCAUGGCCAGGAGAGGUGGCAGAAGGACUACAACCACCUCCCAAGAGGACCUCUGGACAAAUACAAGAUCCAGGCAAUUGAUGCCACCGAGUCCUGUAUCAUGAGAAUUGGAUUUGAUUAUCUGGAGGGCCUACAGCACGUUGAAAAAAUAAGACAAUGCAAGUGUCAUUAUAUUGAGGAUGACUAUUUGAAGAGACUUGGUAAACUGGAAAAUUUACAAAAAAGCAUACUGGAAAUGGAAAUAAUUUCAUGUGGGAAUAUCACAGACAAAGGAAUCAUUGCUUUAUAUCACUUAAGAAACCUCAAGUAUUUGUUGUUAAGUGAUCUUCCUGGAGUAAGAGAAAAAGAAAAUCUUAUCCAAACCUUUAGGACAGCACUGCCUUCUCUGGAACUAAAAUUAGACUUGAAGUAAAAUAAUAAUAUUCAAUAAGUGUCUUCUUUCAAUAUAAAGUAUCAUUUAAAAUUGUUGAUCCUAAAUAGCAGUAAAUAUUACAUAAUCAUCAACAGACCUUAAGAAUGUUGUAUCAUGAUGUAUCAGAAGCAGAGAGUCCAUCAUGUAGAAAAUUAAUAUUCAGACAUGACUCACUAAAGUUACUAAGUUGGAAGUAAAAAUCUAUGCACAUUAAGUCAUUUUAAGAAAAAUGGAAAGCAGGUAGCAGUUUAAUUCUGAUAUAUUCCUCAUUUUAUAUAAAUAUCUAUGUAGGUAACUUUUGUUGUAGAUGACAACAGAGUUCUUUAAACUGAUUUAGGGC
Messenger RNA from Lontra canadensis (Northern American river otter), 962 nucleotides. RefSeq names its product ATP synthase subunit s, mitochondrial-like. The record is from RefSeq and is a predicted model, not a curated record. NCBI's taxonomy places the organism in Eukaryota, Metazoa, Chordata, Mammalia, Carnivora, Mustelidae.